Bufo gargarizans (Asiatic toad) is the source of this 2636-nucleotide messenger RNA. Its product is annotated as gastrula zinc finger protein XlCGF57.1-like. The transcript has 7 exons. The record is from RefSeq and is a predicted model, not a curated record. Bases 162 to 1991 code for a protein of 609 amino acids. Lineage: Eukaryota; Metazoa; Chordata; Amphibia; Anura; Bufonidae. Gene Ontology annotation, biological process: regulation of DNA-templated transcription.
CCCCCAUCCAUGUAGUGCCCAGCGGUGCAGGAGGAGGUAUGUGUCCAGUCACCGCCAUUGUCUGUCAGGUUUCUACAAUACAGGAUCCACUCAGUGGAUAUCUUCUAUAAAAGAUCCUUCUUCUGAUUGACCCGUCAAGGAUUGAUAAGGACAGUGACAAGAUGACUGAGAGUAUAAUAAAUCUCACCCUAGAGAUCCUCUUCCGGCUUACUGGAGAGGACUACACAGUAGUGAAGAAGACAUCUAGUGAGCACUGUCAGGACCCUGUGCCUGAAGGAUGGGGAAGAACCCUGAGCCCAAUCACAGGGCCUCCACCUCACCCCCUGAUACAUGAGGAAAUCAAUAGAAAGAAGAUCCUAGAACUCACCAACAAGAUGAUUGAGCUGCUGACUGGAGAGGUUUCUAUAAGGUGUCAGGAUGUCACCAUCUAUUUCUCUAUGGAGGAGUGGGAGUAUUUAGAAGGACACAAAGAUCUGUACAAGGACAUCAUGAUGGAGGAUCAAUGGCCUCUCACAUCACAAGUUAAAGAAGAGAGAAGAACACCAGAGAGAUGUCCCAAUCCUCUUCUUCCACAGGAUGGUUCAGGAGAACAUCACAAUGUCCCACAGAAUGAUCAGGUUCAGAAUCCAGGUGAAGAUCUGAACAUGAUAUAUGUUCCAGAGACACAUGUGAAGGGUGAGGAGCAGAGUAUAGAGGAUAUUCCUACAGAUAACCGCCCAGAGCACUAUAUCAGGAGCUCAAAGGGACUUCUGAUACCUAAAGAUUUAAAAGCAAAUGAUCAUGCUCUGGUACAAGAUGCUUAUGAAGUAUAUGUCAUUAUCCCAGAUAAACCUUCAGCCUUGCAAAGCAACAGUCAAUCAUCUGAUCUUUUUCAACAAGUCCUACCUUUUGUUUCAUCACAGACUGUUAAGCAAAACAAAGGACACAGAAGAGGUGAACAUCCCACAACUCCCACAGAGGAGAAGCCAUUUUCAUGCUCAGAAUGUGGGAAAUGUUAUAGGAUGAAAUCAAAUCUUAUGAUACACCAAAGAGCUCACACAGGAGAGAAGCCAUUUUCAUGUUUAGAAUGCGGGAAACAGUUUGCCAAAAAAUCAAUUCUUAUUACACAUAAGAGAAUUCACACAGGGGAGAAACCAUUUUCAUGCUCAGAAUGUGGGAAACGGUUUACCAAGAAAUCAAGUCUUAUUACACAUAAGAGAAUUCACACAGGGGAAAAACCAUUUUCAUGUUUAGAAUGUGAAAAAUGUUUUAUCCAGAAAUCAGAUCUUGUUAAACAUGAGAGAAUUCACACAGGGGAGAAGCCAUUUUCAUGUUCCGAAUGUGGGAAAUGUUUUAGAGAUAAAUCAAGUUUUAUUUCACAUGAGAAAACUCACACAGGGAUGAAGUCAUUUUCAUGUUCAGAAUGCGGGAAAUGGUUUAGCAAAAAAACAAGCGUUAUUGAACAUGAGAGAAUCCACACAGGGGAGAAGCCGUUUUCAUGUUCAGAAUGCGGGAAAUGGUUUAGCAAAAAAACAAACCUUAUUGAACAUGAGAGAAUCCACACAGGGGAGAAACCAUUUUCAUGCUUAGAAUGUGGGAAACAGUUUACCAAGAAAUCAAGUCUUAUUACACAUAAGAGAAUUCACACCGGGGAAAAACCAUUUUCAUGUUUAGAAUGUGAAAAAUGUUUUGUCCAGAAAUCAGAUCUUGUUAAACAUCAGAGAGGUCACACGGGGGAGAAGCCAUUUUCAUGUUCAGAAUGUGGGAAAUGUUUUAGCAAUAAAUCAAGUUUUAAUUCACAUAAGAAAAUUCACACAGGGGAGAAGUCAUUUUCAUGUUCAGAAUGCGGGAAAUGGUUUAGAAACAAAUCAAAACUUAUUAUACAUGAUAGAGUUCACACGGGGGAGAAACCAUAUUCAUGUUCAGAAUGUGGAAAAUGUUAUAUUCAGAAAUCACAUCUUGUUAAACAUCAGAGAGGUCACAAGGGGGAGAAGCCAUUUUCAUGUGCAUAAUAUGGGAAAUGUUUUAGGAAAAAAUAAAAUCUUAUUAUACAUGGGAAGAAAACAUAUUUGUGUUCAGACAUUUUAGCUUUAAACCAGAACUUGCUAUAUGUCAGAGAAUUCACACAGGGGAGAAGCCAUAAUAUUGUAGGAUAUGUUUUAGCCACAGAUAUCAUUGUCUUAAACAUAUAUGAAUUUACACUUGGAAGUAUUUCUAUUACAGCCAAAGUAAAGCAGUUUGGAACAUCAAAUGAUGAUUUAGAAAUGUCUGUAAUUACCAAUAAACAUCUGUUAUCAAAAAAAUACUAAUAUAAUUCAUAAAACACAACUGUAGACUAAUCAUGCGGAAAUAAUAUUUCUCAUAGCUAGAUAAUUAAUGGCCACUUUGUUAUAUAGACGCAUAUCUAGUAAAGUAUUGGAUCUCCUUCACCUUUAGAACCGAAGCAAUUUAUCGUGGCAUAGAUUCCACUAGGUGUUUUUCAGGAAUAUUGGCCCAUGUGGACAGGAUAUUAGAAGGAAGCACUGAUAUAAUCUGAACAUCCCAUUGUAUCCCAUCAGCUCUAUAGGAUUAAGAUCUGUGGACUAUGAAGGCCAGGGAAGCAAGUAAAACACGCUAUCAUAUUUCUGGAAAUAAUCCAUGAUGUUUACUUCCACACA